UAAAAUUUGAUAAUUAGCAAGAUACAGCAUAAAAUAAAUGCCAUUCUAGUCGGUCACUUGAGUCUCCGUGGCCGUCAUGGGUUUCAAAAUGAUGGUGCCCUUAGUUUUAUUUUUAGUAGGAUUUGUUAGCGCAGAUCCGUUGGAAUUUAGAUCAAAUUUUGAAUAUUUAGAAUAUAAUACUAAUGUAGCUGCACCAAAAUACAGACUUUUAGACAUCGUUCAACCUUUAGACGUCUUCGUAGAUCUUGAUGUAUAUUUGUCUGAAUCAAGGUUUAAUGGAUUAGUGCAACUAGUUGUUGAUGUGCGACAAAACCUAACUCAAAUUGUUCUGCACCAAAAUGUAGUAUCAAUACAAGGAGUGAAUGUUAUCGAUACUAGUAGCCGACCUGUUCCACUAAACACGACGACUCCAUUCGAAAUUGAUUCUUAUUUCGAACUGUUAAAGAUUAAUUUCGACAGAGUUGUUAUGCCUGGUCGCUACACUAUUACUGUCAGUUAUUUGGGUCGAAUUAACGAAAAUCCCGUUGAUCGUGGUUUUUACAAAGGUUACUACUACUAUGGAACUCAGAAGAGGGAAUACGCUACAACUCAGUUCCAACCUUUCCACGCAAGAAAAGCAUUCCCCUGUUUUGAUGAGCCGCAAUUCAAAUCGAGAUUUUUUAUUUCUAUCACAAGAGAUAGAAAUCUCAGCCCGUCCUUCUCUAACAUGGACAUCAGAGAGACUCAAAUAGUUUCAGCUAAUCGAGUACGCGAAGCAUUCCUUCCAACUCCUAUCGUCUCUGCGUAUUUAGUGGCAUUCCAUGUCAGCGACUUUGUGGCGACUAACUUGACCGGCACCCUCAGAAAACCUUUCCGAAUUAUUUCUAGACAAGGCCCUACCAAUCAGCAUGCAUAUGCCGCAGAUAUUGGUUUAAGAAUCACCGAUAGAUUGGAUGAAUACUUUGAUAUUGGGUAUUAUGACAUGGGUCAAGGUCAACUAAUGAAAAACGAUCACAUCGCUCUGCCUGACUUCCCGUCAGGUGCAAUGGAGAAUUGGGGAAUGGUGAAUUACAGGGAAGCCUACUUAUUGUAUGAUCCUGCUCACACCAAUUUGAAUAACAAAAUCUUCAUUGCUACGAUCAUGGCUCACGAGCUCGCCCACAAGUGGUACGGUAAUUUGGUAACUUGCUUCUGGUGGAGCAACUUGUGGCUCAAUGAAUCUUUUGCCAGUUUCUUCGAAUACUUCGGCGCUCAUUAUGCUGAUCCAUCUCUAGAAUUAGAUGAUCAAUUCGUGGUAGACUAUGUACACAGCGCAUUAAAUUGGGACGCUGGGGCAGGAGCUACUCCCAUGAAUUGGACUGGAGUGGUGACCAACCCGUCCAUCUCCUCCCAUUUUAGUACUACGAGCUACGCUAAAGGUGCAUCUGUAUUAAAGACUCUUGAACAUUUUGUUGGUUUCAAUACAUUUAGAAACGCUCUCAGAAUUUAUUUGAGAAAUAAUGCUUACGGUGUCGGUUAUCCCGAAGAUAUGUACGCAGCGUUCAAAACGGCCGUGUCGCAAGACUCGACAUUCGCCAGAGACUUCCCCAAUAUUGAUAUCGGCCGAGUGUUCGACAGUUGGGUUCAGAACCCUGGCUCGCCUGUCGUCAAUGUCUACGUUAACAUGUCUAACGGUGAAGUUACCUUAACUCAACAACGCUUCCAACUGACCGGCACACCGAAUCCAACUCUCUGGCAAAUACCGAUCUCGUGGACUCAUAGCGCCGAGAUGAACUUUGAGAGUACGAGACCCAGAUUUGUUAUGACCACAGAGUCCACUGUCAUCCGCAAAGAUCCCGGACAUCACUGGGUCAUGUUAAAUAUAGCUCAAUCUGGUCUAUAUCGUGUUAAUUAUGAUGACCAUAACUGGGAGAUGAUCGCUUCUCAUUUGCGUAGGAACAGAACUAGCAUUCACAAGUUGAACAGAGCACAGAUUGUAAACGAUGUGUUAUACUUCGUCCGUGCCGGAGUGAUCAACGUGAACCGCGCUUUCGACGUCCUGUCGUUCUUGAAGGAUGAGACUGACUACUACGUGUGGGCAGGCGCUCUCGGACAGCUUGACUGGAUCAGAGCUAGGCUGGAACAUCUGCCAGUUGCUCAUCAGGAGUUCAGUGCCUAUUUAAUGGAACUGAUGGAAACUGUCAUCCGUAAUUUGGGUUAUGAAGAACGUACUACUGACUCCACUUCUACUAUUCUCAACCGCAUGCAGAUUCUCAACUACGCCUGCAACAUGGGACACGAAGGCUGCAUUGCUGACAGUCUUGCUAAAUGGCGUGCAUUCAGACAAAAUGAAAACAAUUUAGUCCCGGUUAACGCCCGCCGCUACGUCUACUGCACCGGACUGCGUCACGGCAACAGCAGCGACUACGACUUUCUCUUCCGGAAGUACAACGAGAGCGACAAUACGGCCGACAUGGUUGUCAUGCUGCGCACGCUUGCCUGCACCAGAGAUAGAGUUUCUUUGGAACACUACUUGCAGCAAUCCAUGUACAAUGACAAGAUCCGCAUCCACGACCGUACUAACGCGUUCCAGUACGCGCUGCAAGGCAACCGCGAGAACUUCCAGAUUGUACUCAACUUCUUAUACAACUACUUCGAGGCUAUCCGCACUACUUAUGGUGGCGAUGCGAGACUCGAUAUCUGUAUAAAUGCGCUGCCAGGAUUCAUGAGAGAGUUCCAACAUAUUUCACAGUUCCAAUCUUGGGCGUACAGAAACCAGAUUGCUCUUGGUUCUUCGUUCUCUGCUAGUGUGAACGUCGUGUCUAGUAGUAUAUCCAACUUGGAAUGGGGUAACAACGCGGCCGUUCAGUUGCUUACUGCCGUGAGAAAUGUCAGAAGCUCUGCGGGUUCUGUAACCGUCUCUGUUGUCAUGCUGAUGGUUGCUUUGGCAGUAAAUUUAUUUAAAUGAUUGAG
Messenger RNA from Papilio machaon (common yellow swallowtail), 2931 nucleotides. It is a transcript of the gene Apn4, whose product is annotated as membrane alanyl aminopeptidase-like. Gene Ontology annotation, biological process: peptide catabolic process; proteolysis. Lineage: Eukaryota; Metazoa; Arthropoda; Insecta; Lepidoptera; Papilionidae. The record is from RefSeq and is a predicted model, not a curated record. Gene Ontology annotation, molecular function: zinc ion binding; metalloaminopeptidase activity; peptide binding. Gene Ontology annotation, cellular component: cytoplasm. The transcript has 16 exons. The coding region runs from base 77 to 2926 and encodes 949 amino acids.